Paramuricea clavata is the source of this 2382-nucleotide messenger RNA. The record is from the annotation of a GenBank genome assembly. Lineage: Eukaryota; Metazoa; Cnidaria; Anthozoa; Malacalcyonacea; Plexauridae.
AUGUUUCAUCUGGUCAGAAGGGGACGAGAAAACUUGCGAGAACAAACUAAAGACACGUUCGCGGUAGCUGUUGACUCGCAGAAUAGAAGAUACGUUUACCAGGCUGUCGACGAGCUCGAUAAAAAUCAUCGGGAAAAUGACGACCCCCAAGAUUCCACAACAGAUGGAAGAAUGUACGAGCAACCGGGUGCACUAUGUCCAGUCAAGUCAUUUGAGUUGUAUCUUUCGAAGCUUCAUCCCGAGUUAAAAUGCCUUUGGCAACGACCGAAGGAAGCAACAGCUGACAACUGCUGGUACUGUAACGUACCGGUCGGAAAGAAUACCCUUGGCAACUUCAUGAAAGACAUUUCAAGAGCAGCCGACCUGCCCAAAGAGUACACAAACCACAGCAUACGAGCGACGGCUGUAACCGUCCUAGACCACUCCAACUUCGAAGCCAGGCACAUAAUGCGAGUUUCUGGUCAUAAAUCAGAAGCGAGCAUCAGAAGUUACUCACGUCGCCUUUCAGAAAACAAGCAAAGAGAAAUUUCCGAAACACUUGGUCAGGCGUGUGGAUUUCCUUCUGAAAUUGAAGAGACAACCUUGUCUUCGCCUUCAGAAACCCGGCUAGAACUGACGUCCAGCCAGUACGAAAAUGCAUUGGAUACAAUAUGCUUCUCUCCUCUACCAGGUCAUUUGUUGCCUGGCUCACCGGUUCUUCACGCAACACAAACAAACACUCUUAAGAAUGUCACAUUUGCAAGUGGUGCAUUCAAUAAUUGCAAUGUAACCUUUAAUUUUAAUGGCAAGUAGUUUCUCUAUCCUUGAAUGACUGUUAAUGACUGUUGUUUAGAGUGUUGUUUACUUUUUCAAAUAAAUUGGAUGCUUUUUAUUAAACAUUUGAUCACUUUAUAAACUUUUGCUUUUAACUGUUUUAAGCAACUGUGUUUAUUAAAUUUAACGUUUUAACAAUAAAGUAUUUCAUCUAUUUACGUUCAUUUGUUCUUUAAUUUGUUGUUUCUUUGACUAUUGAUAUAUAAUAAAACACUUAUUUACUGAGACCUCGGGAAAGCAGUGUGUUUUGUGGACCCUCGGGUCCACAAAACACACUGUUUCCCUCGGUCUCAGUAAAUAAGUGAUAAAUAUGCUAUGUGCCUGUAUAGUUUUCUAAGGGCUUGGUAACUGCUGGGAUCAGAACCUUUUAUAUUUCACUUGUUAAAUCGCUUCAUUUUCAACUGCACUUCCAUGUGCUAUCAAGGAUGUAUAUCGCGUUCUAUUUCUGUAAUUUCAGCAAGUUUCAAUCUUACUUUUGGCCAUGAAAUCUUCGGCUUGAAAAGGAGAAUGCCAGCUUGUGGAAGUAUUUUGAGAAAAUUUCAGAACUGGAUGGAUACAAGAGAAAGUGCAACAGGUACUCUACAUCACAAAUAGUUUCUACAUUGGGGAGGUGGCAUAUCACAAAUUUAACAUGACCAAAGGAGGGCAGAUUUACCUCGCUCUUAUUUGGUGAAACAGUGUAAAAAUGAUUUGAACAGUCUAUUGGCUAUCACCAGAACCCCAGAUGUUGCAAAAGGAACACAAAUGAACCCAUAAAUAUGCUAUGUGCCUGUAUAGUUUUCUAAGGGCUUGGUAACUGCUGGGGUACCACAUUGAUACCAUUUUGAUUGUUUUGGUACCCCAGUGCAUUGCAUUAUGGGAUUUAGUGAAAAUACUGAAUAAUAUUAUUUACAUUUUACUUACAUGUUCACAGAUAUCCUUACCAAAAACCUUGUAACAGCAGCAAUAAACUGGGAUAAAGAAGAUAACUUUAACAGACGGCCUGGAGAAAGAGCAGAUAUGCACCUUGAAGCACUUAUCACUGCAGUUAACAACUGUGGAGUGUGUUUUAAGGUUUGGGAGGGAGAAACAAAAGGUAGACCGGGGAGGAAGUGGAACAUAUGAUUUCACCAGCCUGAUAAAAUACCUUCAAAAAGCUCCUGUUAAAAUACCUUCCAGAAAAAUUAGGUGUUAUUAAGGCAGACUCGAGCAAGAAUGCGAUCAGUCAAUCUCUGGAAGGUAAGUUAACAUGUUGGUGGCAUAUGAGUUGCACAGUGGUAUCAAGAAAUUCACAGGGCAAGGUGAGUAAUGACAAACACUACUUUAUUUACUGUAUACUGUGUACUGAUGAAGUGAUCAAUACAUGUAUUUUACCAGUGUACAUUAUUCAUUAUUUAUAGGCAUUGAAAAGAACAACAAUGACUGCUGAAGAAUUCAUCUAAAUCUAACAAGUGGGAUGCCGCUAAGGAUAUCCUCUUUGUUUACAAGAGAGUAGAGAGUAGAAAGCCUUCAUUGUACACUAAGGAUGUACCACAAGUGAAACGCCCAGUACUGGGACAACGACCUAAAGGAGAAGCGAGCGAAGCUUAA